UUUGUUGGUGUUAACCACAAUUGGCAAAAUGUUCUCUUUGGCGUUGGUUUUUUGUCAGAUGAGACGACAGAGUCUUUCAAAUGGCUUUUCAAAACCUUCCUCCGUAUCAUGGGCGACAAUCAUCCAAUUACAAUAUAUACUGAUCAAGACCAAGCAAUGGGAAAAGCCAUAGAACAAAUCUUGCCAGAUACACGACAUAGAUUAUGCCAGUGGCACAUAUAUAAGAAGUUGGCCACAAAGGUUCACUGCGGGUUAGCGAAUAAAAUAGUAGCUAAUCUUUUUUAUAAGUGCAUGAGCAAAUGCGAGUCUGUAGAGGAAUUUGAUAACUCGUGGGAGAUGAUGAUUGAAAGUUGUAAUCUACAAGACAACGUUUGGUUAGAUGAGAUGUACAACAUCAGAGAUAAGUGGGCUACAGCCUUUAAUAAGGAUGUAUUCGGAAUGGGGAUUUUAUCCACCCAGAGAAGUGAAUCAACGAAUAAUAUUUGUCAUGGUGUUGCUAAGCCCACAAGUUCAAUUACAGAUUGUUUUCUGGGGCUUGAGCAAGUAAUGAGAGCAUGGAGGCGUAACGAGAAGGAUGAAUAUUAUAAGUCAGAUCAAUCUGUGAUCACUCCAGUUGCCAAAAGCAGUCCUAUAUUGCGGCAGGCAUCUGUAUUUUACUCGAGGAAGCUCUAUAAUAUGUUUGAGUUAGAAUUCAUUCAUGGAUCAUGUGGCCUUCAAUUGCAUGCCUCUAUGAACAAUGAAAAUGAAUUUUUUAUUAAUAAUUUGGAUGACCAGACCACAAACAGAACUUGGGUGGUUCAUUAUGAUCCCUUCAGUUUGGAGGUUCAAUGCAGCUGCAGAAAAUUCGAAAUGAUGGGGCUAUUAUGCGCCCAUGCUCUACGAGUAUUAAACUUUCUACAUAUUAAGAAGAUCCCAGAUAAAUAUCUCCUACUGAGAUGGUCCGCAAAUGUAAAGAGAGAUGUGUACAACAAUGAUGCAUACAAGCACUUCCAACAGUCACAAAUAAUGAACGAUGGGAAAGGUAGCUUAAUAUUCGAAACACACAUGCAAAAGAUGUCAUAUCUAUGCACUAAUAAAGCCAAGGGAAACGAAGAGGCUGAGCUGUGCAUGAAGGAUGCGAUGAAAAAAUUAUCAUUGAAUAUUGAUAAUAUAAUAAGUGGAAGAGUUCCAAAGUUAGUCAAACAACCUAAAAGUAAAAAAAAUCAGGUGAGUAAUCAAUCUAAUCUUCCUGAUCCCGCCAAAAUGCGACCCAAAGGAAUAUCCAAUGCCAGGCUAAAAGGUUACUGGGAGAGAAGAAAAAGAGCAAAAGGUACACCUGUUGAAGUUUCAAGUAGCCAAGAACCCAAGUCUUUCAAUCCUUAUCCAAACAUAUCAUCACUGCCUAAUUUUCUAACACAGAAUUUCUUUCCUCCAAGACAUAGAGAAUCAUACACUGCAAUGAUGACAGAUCCAAUACAUGAUCA
This is a messenger RNA of Phalaenopsis equestris, 1463 nucleotides long. Its product is annotated as protein FAR1-RELATED SEQUENCE 5-like. Gene Ontology annotation, biological process: regulation of DNA-templated transcription. The record is from RefSeq and is a predicted model, not a curated record. Lineage: Eukaryota; Viridiplantae; Streptophyta; Magnoliopsida; Asparagales; Orchidaceae. Gene Ontology annotation, molecular function: zinc ion binding.